Molecule: messenger RNA, 627 nt
Organism: Botrytis byssoidea
Lineage: Eukaryota; Fungi; Ascomycota; Leotiomycetes; Helotiales; Sclerotiniaceae
Exons: 1
Coding region: 1-627 (208 amino acids)
Source: RefSeq, a predicted model, not a curated record
AUGAAGUUUCUUUUAGAAAUGAGAGGAGAUCAAAUUUUGAUCACAGAAGAAAUAUUGAAAAUCGCAGCACAGAAUAGAUGGACAGGAUCUGAUGUUAUACAACUUCUCUUUGAAGAAAGAGAAGAUCAAAUUCUGAUUACAGAAGAUAUAGUUAAAGAAGCGGCAGGGAAUAGGCGGAGAGGAUAUGAUAUCCUACAACUUCUCUUGGAAAAAAGAGGGGACCAAAUUCCGAUCACAGAAGAAGUAUUAAGAGUUGCAGCAGGAAAUGAUGGAACUGGAUUUGAUAUAAUACAACUUCUCUUUGAAAAAAGAGAAGAUCAAAUUCUGAUUACAGAAGAUAUAGUUAAAAAAGCAGCAGGGAAUAGCUACAAAGGAGAUUGUAUAAUAAAGCUAUUCUUUGAAAAAAAAGGAAAUCGAAUUCCAGUUACAGAAGAAAUAUUAAAAAUCGCAACAAGGAAUGAGGGAUACGAGGCACGAGAUAUGAUGUCAAGUUUCUUUGAAAGGCUGGGGGAGCAAUUUCCAAUCACAGAGGAGACUUUGAAAGAAAUAUUAGAACUGGCAGCGACGAAGUGGAAGCCAUCUUUGGUAAAGCGCCUUUCCACAUGGAAACUGAAAGGCCAUGGGUAA